Messenger RNA from Asparagus officinalis (garden asparagus), 809 nucleotides. RefSeq lists its product as uncharacterized. The record is from RefSeq and is a predicted model, not a curated record. The transcript has 4 exons. Lineage: Eukaryota; Viridiplantae; Streptophyta; Magnoliopsida; Asparagales; Asparagaceae. The coding region runs from base 1 to 672 and encodes 223 amino acids.
AUGCAAGUAGACCGUGAAAGCUUAUCAGGUAACAGAAGCUCGAUAGUGAAGUUUGAAGGCACGUUGCAUGAUCUCGCAGAAGACAGCUGUAAAGGGGUGGGCUUUUACAGCGAUUUUGAUCAUCAACCGUCACAAUCUUGUACACCAUGUAAAAUGACGUCUUUAACAAGUGCCCUAUCUCAUAACCCUAGAUCUGAUUCAUCUGAAACCGCCGAACUCUCCCCCAUAAUCUCCGCCACAACUCCCUCAUCAUCUCCGCGCCUCCUCUACCUCCGCCGCCUCCAGUCACCGCCUCCAGCGCCCAGCGCCGCCAAACCCCCAGCCCGCAGCCCCAUCCUCCUCUUCCCGAGCCUCCAGCUCUCCAUCUUCGACCCCCUGUCCAGAUCCGCCCGAACUCACCUCAGGCCGCCGCCUGACCGCCGCCGGCAGCCUCGAGAUCCAGCGCCCAGCCGCCUCUCCCCUGACGUCAAUGGUGUCCUCAACACUGAAGAGCGUUCGUUACCUGGAAUUCAAGAAGACUUGUGGUUAUCAACAGAGUCAACCUCUACCUUAGAUGGUGAAAGCUACAAAUUGGAAAAUCUUGAAGGAGACUUGUUUGAGAAUGAACGAGCUUCCAUCCACUUUUUUCUUAAUAUGUUCUUUUGGAAAGUUGUAAAACUUCUUUAUGUAUGAGUUAAGAUCUUGGUGUGUAGCAAAUUUCACUUUAAAAUACCUCUUUGUUUCCUAUGUAUGUGGUAAUGUGAUACUGACUUACUAGAUAAGUUGGAUUAUUGGAUAAGCUGGUAACUGGUGAUUGCUAUGUUGUUUUA